Tupaia belangeri chinensis (Chinese tree shrew) is the source of this 2233-nucleotide messenger RNA. It is a transcript of the gene SOAT2, whose product is annotated as sterol O-acyltransferase 2. The transcript has 15 exons. Lineage: Eukaryota; Metazoa; Chordata; Mammalia; Scandentia; Tupaiidae. The coding region runs from base 295 to 1866 and encodes 523 amino acids. Gene Ontology annotation, molecular function: cholesterol binding; fatty-acyl-CoA binding; cholesterol O-acyltransferase activity. Gene Ontology annotation, cellular component: endoplasmic reticulum membrane. Gene Ontology annotation, biological process: cholesterol homeostasis; cholesterol efflux; cholesterol metabolic process. The record is from RefSeq and is a predicted model, not a curated record.
CCAAAGUCCCCCUCCCCAUGGCGACAUAGUCACGUUCCUGUGGGAGGGCCCACACACUUGGAACAGGGCAGCUGGGUGGUGGUUCAGGUGCUGUGGGGAUGCGGCCAACCUUGGGAGGCCAGCAGAGCAGACCCUACAUCUGAAAAGUGCUCCGGAGGCCCCCUCCUCCUGAAAGGACUUUAGUCUUUGGGACCCUCAGCUAAGCUGAGUGGCACAAGAGGUCGCACGGCAGGUGGUGAAGGAAAGGAGGGGACACAGCCACCCGCCACCUGCAGUCCACUCAAGGCUUGCAUCAUGGAGCUGAGGGGGUCCCGCUUUCGGGGGAGAGAAGGGCUGGGAAAGCAGCAGGAGCAACCCUCUGGAGCAGGGAACACUGAGACACACAGAGCCCCCGACUUGGUGCAAUGGACUCGACAUAUGGAGGCUGUGAAGACACAACUGCUGGAGCAAGUGCAGGGACAGCUGGCAGGGCUGCUGGAUCAAGCCAUGUGGGAGGCUGUGCAGUCCUACCCGCCACAAGGGAGACCUCUGCCAUCCUCUGGCCCAGAUUCUGUGAGCAAGAGCCGGGAGCCAUCUCUGGGGAAACGUAAAGUUUUCAUCAUCCGCAAGUCUCUGCUCGACGAGCUGAUGGAGGUGCAGCACUUCCGCACCAUCUACCACAUGUUCAUCGCUGGCCUGUGUGUCUUCAUUCUCAGCACCCUCGCCAUCGACUUCAUUGAUGAGGGCAGGCUGUUGCUGGAGUUUGACCUACUGAUCUUCAGCUUUGGACAGCUGCCCUUGGCCCUGGUGACGUGGGUCCCUAUGUUCCUGUCCACUCUUCUGGCGCCCUACCAGGCCCUCCGGCUGUGGGCCAGGCCCCGGGAUGGGGGCGCCUGGACGCUGGGGGCGGGCCUGGGCUGCGUGCUGCUGGCCACCCACACCGCGGUGCUCUGCGCGCUGCCAGUCCACGUGGCAGUAGAGCACCAGCUCCCGCCCGCCUCCCGCUGCAUCCUGGUCUUUGAGCAGGUCAGGCUUCUGAUGAAAAGCUACUCCUUCAUGCGAGAGUCUUUGCCCAGGACCCUGCAUGCCAGAGGAGGUGAGGGGGCCCAGGCCCCCAGUUUCUCCAGCUACCUCUACUUCCUCUUCUGCCCCACACUCAUCUACAGGGAGACGUACCCCAGGACACCCAGCGUCAGGUGGAAUUAUGUGGCCAAGAACUUUGCUCAGGCCCUGGGCUGUGUGCUCUACGCCUGCUUCAUCCUGGGUCGCCUCUGUGUUCCUGUCUUUGCCAACAUGAGCCGGGAGCCUUUCAGCACCCGGGCCCUGGUGCUGUCUGUCCUGCAUGCCACGUUGCCAGGCAUCUUCAUGCUGCUGCUCAUCUUCUUUGCCUUCCUCCACUGCUGGCUCAACGCCUUCGCAGAGAUGCUACGAUUUGGAGACAGGAUGUUCUACCGGGACUGGUGGAACUCAACGUCCUUCUCCAACUACUACCGCACUUGGAACGUGGUGGUCCACGACUGGCUGUACAGCUACGUGUAUCAGGAUGGGCUGUGGCUGGUGGGUGGCAGGGCCCGAGGCGCAGCCAUGCUGGGUGUGUUCCUGGUCUCUGCAGUAGUCCAUGAGUACAUCUUCUGCUUCGUCCUGGGGUUCUUCUACCCUGUCAUGCUGAUGCUCUUCCUUGUCUUUGGAGGGCUGCUGAACUUCACGAUGCAUGACCAGCACACGGGCCCGGCGUGGAACGUGCUGAUGUGGACCUUGCUUUUUCUGGGCCAGGGUAUCCAGGUCAGCCUGUACUGCCAGGAGUGGUAUGCACGGAGGCACUGCCCCCUGCCCCAGACAACCUUCUGGGGACUGGUGACACCUCGAUCUUGGUCCUGUCAUACCUAGAGGCCAGGGCACUCUCACUGCCCACAUGAUGCCACUACGUUCUCUGCCUGCAAAGGCUGGGACCAGGGCUUCUUUCUGCACUCCGAAACCUGGCUCUGUGUCAACGGGGCCUGCACACAAGCCCCCACCUGGGAAGUGCAGAGGCUGAGGUCUGUGGACCUGCUGGUGCGAAGCACAGACUCAGCAGGGGUGACUCUUGAGCCUCUACCCCCAGAGAUUGGAAACAGGAUAUCCUCCCACCCCAUGGCUGUUCAGACCUGGGAAAACUCGAGGGGAUUUGCAGAUUUGGUGAUUAUAGGGGGAUUUGGAGGGGCCACCAAGGUUUGAGAAGGUUCGAGUUCGACAAUAAACUCUGUCUCCCUUUUUA